Messenger RNA from Dendrobium catenatum, 870 nucleotides. Its product is annotated as protein ALP1-like. The coding region runs from base 1 to 870 and encodes 289 amino acids. Lineage: Eukaryota; Viridiplantae; Streptophyta; Magnoliopsida; Asparagales; Orchidaceae. The record is from RefSeq and is a predicted model, not a curated record. The transcript is spliced from 2 exons.
AUGUUAUUAGAUACACUCGGGCAUAGUUUUCGUAACCGAGUCAUCCGAUUUAACUUUCAUCGCUCUGGUGAAACUGUUAGUAGGUACUUCAAAGCUGCAUUACAUGCUGUAGGGGAGUUACGCAAUGAAUUUAUCAAGUCUCUACCACCUGAAACUCCAUAUAAGAUUAAAUCAAGUAAUAGGUUCAUGCCAUUUUUCAACGAUUGUAUUAGCGUGAUAGAUGAAACUCAUAUUAAAGCUAGGGUUCCAAAAGAGAACGAAGUCGCGUUUAGAGAAAGGAAACCAUCCCUAACACAAAAUGUUUUAGCAGCAGUAGAUUUUGAUUUAAGAAUCACAUAUGUGCUUGCUGGUUGGGAAGGUUCUGCUCAUGACGCAGCAGUACUUAAAAAUGCAUUAGAAAGAUCAGAUGGUUUACGUGUCCCAGCAGGUAAAUAUUAUCUAGCUGAUGGUGGCUAUUCCACACGAAAUGGUUUUAUUUCAACAUAUCGUGCCACAAGAUAUCACUUGAAGGAGUUUAGUUCUAUUCAACCUACAAAUUCAAAUGAGCUUUUUAAUCUACAACAUUCCUCCUUAUGCACUACUGUUGAGCGUGCAUUUGGUUCCUUGAAAAACCAUUUCACAAUUAUAAAAUGUGAACCCUACUUUCCUCUACAAACUCAAGUUGAAAUUGUGAUUGUCUGUUGCAUACUGCAUAAUUGGAUAGUUACAGAAGGUGGGGAUGAGUUCAUUCAAUCCGAGGAUGAAUGGGCUAGAAGGAGUCACUUUAGAAGUAGAGAUCAAGCAGCUGUAGAAGAUUCACGAGAAUGGCUCGAUAAAAGGGAUGAAAUUGCUCAAUUCAUGUGGACUCGCAUGCAAAAUUAUGGAUAUUAA